UUCAAUUUACCGUAACAUAUUUUAGAAUUUUAAUAAUUAAUCAAAAUGUUGAUUUGGUAAUUACUGUAUGAAUUAUACUAUCAAAAUACCAUCAAGUAAAUUAACAUGAAUAAUUCUCAAAAUUCAGAUAUUUUCUUGGAAAAUAGCAUGAUUGAAGAUAGUCCACAUAUCUUUAAUAGUACACCUUAUAAAAUGCUAUUGACAAAAACUAUAGAAUUUCUUAGCACAGAAAGUAUAUUCAAAGAACCCUCAUUUGCACAAAAAUUUACUUUAUGCCUUGAAGAUUGUUGCGUUUGUGUAUGUCAGUGUCUGGAAUUAAUAAGUUCUACAGUAGAGAGUACUGAUGUUCAAUCUGUGGAAUUACAAAGUUACUUAGAAGAUGCCGUUAUUCUCUUACAAAAGUUGUCAUGUUUUCUGAAAACUCUGAUAGAAACAGUUGCAUUGUCAUGUGAAAGUUUAAAAACAUUUCCCACAACCACUGGUCAAAUUAUUUUAAAUAUUUUUACUCACUGCAAAGAUAGUGAAAACUUAUAUGGAAACUUUUUAAAGGUUGUUGAGACAGAAUUAAAAGAUUUAUUUCGUACUUGUCAUGAAUUGCAACAUACAUAUUUGAUGAUAUUAGAGAAGCAUUUUAUAUUUGAUAUGAUGGUUGUUGAACAACAAUAUAUUCUUCUCAAAGCUCUUGACAUCAAUUUGAAAAUAAGUGAGAUAGUCCAAGCUUUGGAUGUGAAGACAAUGGCAGAGCAGUUAAAGGCUUAUACAGGGAUAUGUACUAAAUAUUCUGAGAGCUUAAUGGAUAAAGACAUUUAUAACCAAUGUACUGAACUCUUGUGUGGUUUGAUUGGAUCUAAUUUGAAAACAGCUUUAGAGAUUGAUCAAGAGGAAAAAAUAGUUUUACGUUCAUUGAAAAUUGCCAGUUUCAUUAUUAAGAUAUUAACGAAACUAAGCGAUAUCUUCAAAUAUGGAGCAAGAAACAAUUAUGAUAUUGUUCUACAGACUUUGAUUUCUAUUUAUAUGUGUGAUGGUACAAUUCAGCGUGAACAGUUAAACAAGUCACAGCAGUUUAUAAGUCAAGUUAAUUUACUUAUUUUUAAGAUAACACAAGAGUUAUUAUUUCAACUCCUACUUGAUAGAAGAUUCUUUGAUUGUCUACUUCAAAGUGAUAUAAGAAAAGUGAGUGAGGAUAAACAACAUGGUUUACUAUUACUUUUGAUAUCAACAAUUAAAUGUACUCUACAAAAUACUGAUCUGAAUUUAAAUGUUCCAAAAAACAAGUUAAUUGAAUAUAUAUUCAACAUCAUACCUUAUGGUGAAGUGUGGCUUAAUUCAAAGGUGACUCAUAAAGACAGUGAAGAACAAAGUUUGGAAGAUAAUUUGCUUGUUAAUUUAGUCGCAUUAUCAAUGAGUUUGAGAGGCGAAGAGUUUUCAGUAUUGGAAGAAAAGUUAUGCGAUGCUGUGUUGGGAGAUAAUUGUUCAAAGGCUUUGUUUGUGACACAUUAUUGGGUCUUAUUGGCAAAGCUCACAGAUUCUCAAUACAUUGUACCUACUGUGACAUCUUUAUGUAAAAUAUACGAAAAUUUGGAGUUAAAUGCUUCGUUUCAAAACUCUCCUCAAGAAAUUCAAUUGGGACAGAUUAUUAGACGACUUUUUGAAAUUUUACCUAACCAUUAUAAAGUUUUGGUUAAAAAGCAAUAUGAAAUUCAAGAGAAAUAUUAUAAUCUAUGGAGUUUUAUUAAGAUUAAAAAUUUACCAGAAAAUAUAAGGGUUGCAACAGAAGAGAAUUUACUUGGAAAAUUAUUGUUUGAAUUAAAAAAGCUAACAAACUCUGAUUACAUGGAAAAUGAUAUGCAGCAGUUGAUUAAAAUAAUGAAAGUUGCUUCAACUUGUUGCUUUACGGAAUUAAAUUCUAAUAUAAUAGAUAGCAUUGUAAAAGCUUGGGUUAAAGCGUGUCCAAAAAAUCUUUUCUCAUUACCUAAAAAUAUAGAAAAUAGUAUUUUCUGGUAUUAUUCAUAUGUGGAAGCUUUGGUUUUAUUGACCAAUGAAAUUAUAGAAAAAUUUGUCUAUUUUGAAAAUGUCUUAACGGUAUUUCAUAUUAUAUCCAAGUUAAUAUUAACAGGAAAUAAUGAAUUGAUAUUACUCUUAAUACCUUUAUAUUGCAAAAUAUCACUUUAUUUUUUUGCCGAUGAACCAAAUUUAUCAAUAGACCAAAAUAUAGAUGAAACAUUCAAGUAUUUACUUCUAAAAACAGAACCUCUAGUUCAACAUUAUACUCUGGGAGAAUUAUUAAAAUAUAAUAAGGAGAAAAAAAUCAAAAAUAUAGUUGGGAAAAUAAUUAACUCUUCAUCAGAACUGCAAAAAAUGUGGCAACAUAUUAAAAAUAAAAAUAUUAAUGAAGGAAACAAACAAUGGAUGUUAAUAGCCGAUUGUAAAUAUACACAUAAAUGUAUGGAGAAUAAAUUUAUACAUGAAGAUUCAGAUAAAAUUAAAUUAAAGAGUAAUUUCGAAAUGGAUAUUGAUAAUUUGUUUACUAUUGAAGUUGCAGAGGAACCUGCAAGUAAAAAAGUAAAGCUCGAAGAUGACCAAUUUCUAGAUAUUGUAAAGAGACUUGAAAAUGAUUCCUUGUUAUUGUCUAGUACUAAGCAUAUCUCUGAUGAAUGUAAAAAGAGAAUAACAGUUGUAUGUGAUAGAUUAAGAAAUAUAAUUACCUAGAAGAGUUUUAUUUUAAU
Molecule: messenger RNA, 2726 nt
Organism: Papilio xuthus (Asian swallowtail)
Lineage: Eukaryota; Metazoa; Arthropoda; Insecta; Lepidoptera; Papilionidae
Exons: 12
Coding region: 106-2709 (867 amino acids)
Source: RefSeq, a predicted model, not a curated record